CUCAUCAAAUUGGAGAAUAAAGUGUAGGGUCCAUAACUCAGACAGCCCAAUAGCAAGAAAACGAUAAUGGCGGAUGUCUCCGACCCCAUAUAAUAAAUACCGCCAGCCCCAAAAGCAUUUUGCGAGCCAAGAAUUUUGAGAAAGCUACGUAGCAGUUAAGCGUACGGGAAAAAAAAUGCAGAUUUUCGUGAAAACCCUCACCGGAAAAACGAUCACGCUCGAGGUCGAAAGCAGUGACACAAUCGAUAAUGUCAAGGCCAAGAUUCAGGACAAAGAAGGUAUCCCUCCCGACCAGCAGAGGCUGAUAUUUGCCGGUAAACAACUGGAAGAUGGCCGAACACUGGCGGACUACAAUAUCCAAAAGGAAUCAACACUUCAUCUUGUUCUGAGGCUCAGGGGAGGAACAAUGAUCAAAGUGAAAACCCUUACAGGAAAAGAAAUCGAGAUUGAUAUUGAGCCUACUGAUACAAUCGACCGGAUUAAAGAACGUGUUGAGGAGAAAGAAGGCAUUCCUCCUGUGCAGCAAAGGCUAAUUUAUGCUGGUAAGCAGCUUGCAGAUGACAAAACAGCCAAAGAAUACAGCAUCGAAGGUGGCUCGGUUCUUCACCUAGUUCUUGCUCUCAGGGGCGGCAGUCUUUAGGUUUUAAGACUACAUUUCGGAAGAAAAUUUUAAACGAACAUUUAAUAUAAUGUACUCAGUGGAGAAUUUGGCUAAUUGUUUUGAACUCAACUCUUAUUGCAAUGUGUCAUUUUUCUUCCUUUUCUCGAAUUGACUGUUGUCGAAUUCUUGGAAUUGAAGUUGAUGUGAUCGUUAUCGGGUACAUUUUAAGCCAAUCAGACAGAUUUUGCUAUUCGUUGUUUUUAUGUCAUUGUGUUUCUCUGCAGUUGUGCAGGUUAAAACUUCUUC
Molecule: messenger RNA, 907 nt
Organism: Striga asiatica
Lineage: Eukaryota; Viridiplantae; Streptophyta; Magnoliopsida; Lamiales; Orobanchaceae
Source: the annotation of a GenBank genome assembly